Molecule: messenger RNA, 795 nt
Organism: Aureobasidium uvarum
Lineage: Eukaryota; Fungi; Ascomycota; Dothideomycetes; Dothideales; Saccotheciaceae
Source: the annotation of a GenBank genome assembly
AUGGCCGAAGUCGCUCAAUCACCCGUCCCUCUUGACACUAUCCCCAUCUCUCCCGAGGGUGGUAACGCCGCUUCGGAUUCCACUCCCAGCGCAAACUCUGGCGAUGUUGUCACUGUCUUCCACGACCCCGAGAACUUCAACGUCAAGCACCCGCUUGCACACACCUGGACCCUGUGGUUCACUAAGCCCCCGAGCGGCAAGCAAGACUGGAAUGAGUUGUUGAAGGAGGUCAUCAGUUUCAACAGUGUCGAGGAGUUCUGGGGCAUUUACGUAAGCCGUCGUCUUUGUUUCUUCUUCACUUGGACAUCUCUAAUUCCUCUCAGANACAACAUCACCCCCUCCUCCGAGCUCGCUCCCAAGUCCGACUACCACCUCUUCAAGCAUGGCGUCCGCCCCGAGUGGGAAGACCCUCAGAACAAGCACGGUGGCCGCUGGUCCUACACCUUCAAGCAGCGUCAGGCCAACGACGAGAUCUGGCUGCACGUCCUGCUCGCCGCCAUCGGUGAGCAGCUCGAGGAUGACAACGACAACGAGGUCAUGGGUGUCGUCAUCAACAUUCGCAAGGCCUUCUACCGUAUCGGUCUCUGGACCCGCAGCGCCGGCACCAAGGCCAACCCCACCAAGCAAGGCCAGCCCCAGCGCACCCCUCAGGAGUCGCAGGCUAUCCUCAUGAAGAUCGGCGACCGCUUCAAGCACGUUCUCCAGAUCACCGACAAGGAUCCCGUCGAGUUUAUGGGUCACUCCGACUCUGCCAACGCUGGCUCCACCCGUGCUAAGGCCAAGUACCAGGUCUAA